Metarhizium robertsii ARSEF 23 is the source of this 897-nucleotide messenger RNA. RefSeq names its product proteinrelated to cholinesterase. Bases 1 to 897 code for a protein of 298 amino acids. The transcript has a single exon. The record is from RefSeq and is a predicted model, not a curated record. Lineage: Eukaryota; Fungi; Ascomycota; Sordariomycetes; Hypocreales; Clavicipitaceae.
AUGGUCGGCACAAUAACAUGCGAGAACUUUUGCAACUCGGCGGCGUCAUUCACCAGCGCACAGGGUAUCGUCCAUAACCCCCAUCAGCCUGGAUACUCGGCAGGCGGCAGCGGGAAGACUCGCCCGUCCUGGAGCUGUCCUAGAGGACAUUUCUGCUCCGCUUCAUCUGCAAGUGCCAGCUGUGUGGGCGCUUCAGCAGCAUAUUUCCGGUUCCUCGGGCUGGAGACGGCACAGCUGCCUUGGAGCAACUCAAACUCCCGGAAGCUCUUCCCGUCAACGAAGAAUACCCUGAUCAACGGACUAUACCCAUCUGCUAAAUUUCCCGGACUGUAUAGAAAAACGCCGAAUAUUGGCCGUCAGAUUCGCGACGCGUACCAGCGCGUCUUUGACAAGUACGUCGUCAUCAUGCCCACAACACCAUUCGUUGCGCCGCGGCAUGCGGACUGGAAAAGGCACGGGGUCCUCGGGUCCUUUGAGCCCACAUGCACUAUUUGGUUGACCACAAACACGGCCGUGUUUCCUGUCACGGGACACCAGGGCAUAAGUCGUAGGCUCAGCCGUCCUAUUCACGUAUAUAUAGUAGUCACUCAACCCCCACUUAUUGCUAAAACAUCAAAGACUUUUAACAUUCUUCGAGAUUAUCGUAGAAUCAAGUGUUUUGCUCUAAGCCUUCGUAUCGAGCCCUCGUCACAGUUCCUCUUGGGUUUCUUCCCUCUGCGGACGAUCAAAACGUUCGACUGCCCGUCGGCAUGCGGAUUGUACGAGGUCUCUGGGGGGAGGAGACGGUACCGAUGGAUGAACAUGCCUGGGAGUCGAACUUUGACUGACGCAACUAUCUCCAAGGACGAUGAAACACUGUGUUUCGGAGGGCUCAAAGCCAGGCUUCUCCCCGUGUGA